Messenger RNA from Hemicordylus capensis (graceful crag lizard), 2136 nucleotides. RefSeq names its product coiled-coil domain containing 71 like (gene CCDC71L). The coding region runs from base 282 to 1196 and encodes 304 amino acids. The record is from RefSeq and is a predicted model, not a curated record. The transcript has a single exon. NCBI's taxonomy places the organism in Eukaryota, Metazoa, Chordata, Lepidosauria, Squamata, Cordylidae.
UUUUGUGCCGGCUGCUUGGGUGGCGGUAGGAUAUCGAUCGGUGUUCUCCGCCGCGCUGAAGCGAAAGAAGUUGAGCUGGGCAAAGAAAAAAAAGUGCUUCUUCCGCGGCGUAGCCUUAAAAACAGGCGCUGUUGCGGGGCGGCAGGAGACAGCGAACGAGCGCGGCUGCUGGAUCUUCACCCCAGAGUUCGAACGCAGUAGCUGUUCCACGGCAGGCGGCGGCGCUGGCGAGGACAGGAGUAAGCAGAAGGCGCUGCCGCCGCCGCCGCGGCGCGGGGAGGAUGAAGCAAGCAGGAGCCGCCACUAGCCACGGAGCAGCCGUCGCCACCGCGGCGGCGGCUGCUGUCCCCACCCCAUCGCCUGCUUCGUCUCCCGCCGCCGGGGCUGGAUUGGAGCCGCCGGGUUGUGAGGAGGCGACGGAGAAAGUUGUCCAUUCCCGCUCGCAGGUGCUGUUUUCGGGCGGCGGCACCAAGGCUCUGGGCGACGCCUUCAAGCUCCUGGUGCCCAAGUCGACGGAGUUCAUGAGCUCGGACGCGGAGCUGUGGAACUUCCUGUGCAGCCUCAAGCACGAGUUCUCGCCGGUCAUCCUCCGCAGCAAGGACGUCUACGGGUACGCCUCCUGCCGGGCCGUAGUGCCGGACUUGCCGCGAGGCUUGGUGACGGGCAGAAGGGACCGGCCUUGGCGGAGAGCUGCCGCCAGGGGGAGGCGCUUGCGAGUCGCUGUGGCCGCCGCCGCUGGCGGCGACACCAAGAGCAGAGGAGGAGCAGCGGCAGGAGGAGGCGGAGGAGGAGGAGGCGGCGCAAAAAGGGCGGCCAAGAAGCGCAGCCCACAAGUGGUGGCUUUAGCCCCGGAGCCGCCGCUGCCUCCGUCGCCACCCUCUGAGGCUGCUCCCUCCAGUUGUGAGGGGCGGCAGGAGCAGCCGCAGCAGGGGCCCCAGGUGGUGGGGGAGAAGCAAGCCUCGCUCUCCUCGGGGUCUUUGCCCGUCACCCCGUGGACUGUCUUCGAGGGUAGGUCCCUGGAGGAGAUCUGGAAGGCGGCCACCCCCAGCCUCACCACUUUCCCCACCAUCAAAGUGCGCGGGAACGUGUGGAAGCGACAGAGCCUGGAAGCCAUCCGGCGCAAGGCGCAGCGCAUCCUGCGGGUUAACCUGUCGCCGGUGGUGAAGAUCCGCCGCUUCCCUGUGAUCAGAUGCUGAGGCAUAAAGUCCCGCGAAGGACGAAUAUCUUCCCACUACCGCCCCGAAUUGAAGGAAAAGAGGAAAGACCCAGGACUCGGAAUGUUUCCCUCCUUCCCGCCCCCCCACCCCCCAUGUAGCGAACAAAGAGAGGGUCAAAUGUCAGUCACUUGUUUACAGUUGCUUUGGUCUGGAUUGUCUCCUUUUAUUCAAUUUAACUGCACUUUAGGGCUAAGACUGCGGGAAGUCGCCGCUCUUCUGUCCCUGCGCUCCACACAGCUUGUUUGGAAGCCCGCCCCCAGCUGGCUGCUUGCCCGCUUGACACACAAGCUGUGAGCCACAGUAACUUCUACCUUCGCAACCUUGGGCUGAGGAAGCUACUUGUCAUGGAGAGGAGAUGCAAUCUUGUUUCCCUUCCCUUCAGUAACUUUUUUUUGUGGAUUUUUUUGUUUUUGUUUUCUCCCAUUGGACUACCUCACGAGUCUGGGAAAGACAUCAGCUGCUUUCCCUGUUUCCAAGGGAACUUUCUGUCUUGCUUAACAAUAAAUAUGAACUGAUUUUAUUUUUCUUCUAGAUGUAGCCAAUGGACUAUUGUAUAUGACUUUUGUGCUAUUGCACUAUGUACUCAGGGUUACUUGAAUAUACCAAGUGUUUCAAGUUUCUGAUGACUGAAGCUUUGACCAAGGAUGCUUAAGGGAUGAAGACUUGUAGCUCAUGGUUGACUUAAUGGUGCAAAAUAUUUCACUUUGUUUUGUAGAACUUGACAUUCUACAAAAACUUUCAGUAUAAUGGUCAAAUGUUUUGUAUGUAAUAAAGUUUUAUAGCUUAUCUGAAUUCGUAUUUCUAUUACCGCUUCUAAAGAUGAGAGAAUUGUAUUGGAUACAUCCAUUUUUUAUAACCUUUAAUCUAGAGAAGCGCUUAUCAAUUUAAAUGAAAUUUAAUAAAAGUUUCAAAGCAAGAA